AUGUCUGGCAGAGACGCUCGUGACCGAGCACCGAGAGUGAAGAACAGAGCCCCAGCGGCAGUUCAAAUUACCGCCGAGCAACUUUUGCGAGAAGCUCAGGAGAGACAGGAACCUUCCAUCCAGGCUCCAAAGCAGAGAGUUCAGGACUUAGAGGAACUCUCAGAGUUUCAAGGAAGGAAAAGGAACGAAUUUGAAGGGAGGAUCAGAUAUUCCAGAGACAGUAUAAGAGCUUGGAUCAAAUAUGCUCAAUGGGAAUCGAGUCAGAAUGAAUUCGAAAGGGCUAGAUCGGUAUUUGAGCGUGCUUUGGAUGUUGAUCCCAGGUCUACUGAGUUAUGGCUCAAAUACACUGAUAUGGAAUUGAAAGCACGUAAUAUCAAUCACGCCCGAAACUUGUACGACAGAGCUGUCACUCUAUUGCCCCGAGUCGAUGCGUUAUGGUAUAAAUAUGUCUAUCUCGAAGAAUUACUGCUCAACGUCCCUGGUGCUAGACAAAUAUUCGAAAGAUGGAUGCAGUGGGAACCGAAUGACAAGGCUUGGCAGAGUUACAUCAAAUUAGAAGAGAGGUAUAACGAGCUAGAUAGAGCUUCGGCAAUUUAUGAGAGAUGGAUUGGGGUUAGACCGAUACCGAAGAAUUGGGUGAUAUGGGCCAAGUUUGAGGAGGAUAGAGGUCAACCUGACAAAGCUAGAGAAGUCUUCCAAACGGCUUUGGAGUUUUUCGGAGACGAAGAGGAACAGGUGGAGAAAGCGCAACAGGUGUUUGCGGCUUUUGCAAGGAUGGAAACUAGGUUGAAGGAGUAUGAGAGGGCAAGAGUGAUUUACAAGUUUGCCCUGGCACGACUUCCCCGAUCAAAAUCUGCAAGCUUGUACGCGGCGUACACCAAGUUCGAGAAACAACAUGGUGAUCGUGCUGGAGUAGAAUUGACUGUUCUUGGGAAACGUCGUAUACAGUAUGAGGAGGAGCUUGCAUACGAUGGAACGAACUACGAUGCCUGGUUCUCAUUGGCUAGGCUGGAAGAAGAUGCAUAUCGAGCGGAUAAGGAAGAUGGAGAGGAUGUGGAGCCUACCAGAGUACGAGAGGUGUAUGAGAGGGCGGUAGCGAAUGUACCGCCUGCUCUGGAGAAGCGAUAUUGGCGAAGGUAUAUCUAUUUAUGGUUGCAAUAUGCCGCUUUCGAGGAGAUUGACACGAAGGACUUUGGUCGGGCCAGGGAUGUAUACAAAGCCGCCAUCAAGCUAGUACCACAUAAAACGUUUACAUUUGCCAAGCUAUGGCUUGCGUACGCCUACUUCGAGAUUCGACAAUUAGACGUCACGGCUGCCCGAAAGGUACUAGGUGCUGGUAUAGGGAUGUGCCCAAAGCCAAAGCUUUUCUCAGGAUAUAUUGAGCUGGAAAUGAGAUUGAGAGAAUUCGAUCGUGUGCGAACGCUCUACGAGAAAUUCCUUACUUACGACCCAUCUCUCAGUUCCGCCUGGAUCCAAUGGACUCAAGUCGAAUCCGCCGUGGAAGACUUCGAGCGUGUUCGCGCUAUCUUCGAACUUGCCGUACAGCAAGCAUUGGAUAUGCCCGAGAUUGUAUGGAAAGCAUAUAUCGAUUUCGAAUCUGGUGAAGGAGAGAGAGAACGUGCCAGAUCAUUAUACGAGAGAUUGCUCGAACGUACCUCACACGUCAAGGUGUACAUCUCAUACGCACUUAUGGAAGUAUCUGUACUUGGUGGUGGAGAGGAUGAAGAUGGGAAUGAGAUUGAGGGUGAAGCUGGUGAUCCUGAAUUAGCGAGAGCUGUCUUUGCAAGAGGAUACAAGGAUCUCAGAGCGAAGGGAGAGAAGGAAGAUCGUGCACUUUUGUUGGAAUCGUGGAAAUCGUUCGAGGAACAACAUGGUUCUCCCGAAGAUCUGGCAAAGGUGGAAGAGAUGAUGCCUACUACUCGAAAGAGAUGGAGAAAGGCGGAAGAUGGCAGCGAUACGCUCGAGGAAUAUUGGGAUCUCAUUUUCCCCGAUGACGAGAGAGAUGCCAACCCCACAUCUUUCCGAUUCUUCCAAGCUGCUCAACAAUGGGCUGCUCAACGUGGUGGAGAAGAGGGAGAAGGUGGUCUAUCGUACGACUUACCUUCAGAUUCCGAUGAGGAGGACGAUGAAGAUGAGGGGGAGAAAGAUGCAGAGGCGAUGGAUGAGGACGAUUAG
Messenger RNA from Kwoniella botswanensis, 2175 nucleotides. RefSeq names its product pre-mRNA-splicing factor CLF1. The transcript has 10 exons. Bases 1 to 2175 code for a protein of 724 amino acids. Gene Ontology annotation, cellular component: Prp19 complex; precatalytic spliceosome; U2-type catalytic step 2 spliceosome. Gene Ontology annotation, biological process: mRNA splicing, via spliceosome; spliceosomal complex assembly. The record is from RefSeq and is a predicted model, not a curated record. NCBI's taxonomy places the organism in Eukaryota, Fungi, Basidiomycota, Tremellomycetes, Tremellales, Cryptococcaceae. Gene Ontology annotation, molecular function: protein binding.